AUGAACUCUUUCAACUGUGAUGCUUGUGGGAGAGUCGAUAACUGGAAGAUGGAUAUAGAUAUCUGGGACGGCAAAGACGUCCAAGGAGAAGAUGAAGAUAUUAGUAAUUCUGAAGAUGUUGUGUCGUCAUCGUUGGUGGUGGUAAAUGGCAAGACGACUAUCCACCAUUUCAGUCAUCAACAUGACCUAAUGAACUUUGCAUCAACGAUGAUGAUAACGAAGAUGAACGUAGAUGCCAAGCAUGCGUCCAUCCCAUCGAGUUUGGCAGUUUUUUCGGUUGCAAGGAAUGUGAUUUUGCACUCCACGACACAUGUGCAAGUCUUCCUCGGAAGAUGGACCACCUUUUUCACCGCCAUCCGCUAG
Messenger RNA from Microthlaspi erraticum, 363 nucleotides. The record is from the annotation of a GenBank genome assembly. NCBI's taxonomy places the organism in Eukaryota, Viridiplantae, Streptophyta, Magnoliopsida, Brassicales, Brassicaceae.